Penicillium maclennaniae is the source of this 1560-nucleotide messenger RNA. RefSeq names its product oleate hydratase. Bases 1 to 1560 code for a protein of 519 amino acids. The record is from RefSeq and is a predicted model, not a curated record. Gene Ontology annotation, molecular function: oleate hydratase activity; FAD binding. Gene Ontology annotation, biological process: fatty acid metabolic process. The transcript is spliced from 3 exons. Lineage: Eukaryota; Fungi; Ascomycota; Eurotiomycetes; Eurotiales; Aspergillaceae.
AUGACGCCCACUCGAGACCACAAGGACGUACAGGCAUGGCUUAUCGGAAGCGGUGUCGCAUCGCUUGCGGCUGCGGUGCAUUUGAUUAAACAGGGGAAAGUUCCGGCGCAGCAAGUCCACAUUCUCGACGUCCACCAUGGUUCUGGCGGAGCCAUGAAGACGUCGGGUAACGCGCAAGAGGGAUACGUUCUACACACAGGCGCACAGCCGUACUUUCAUGAGGACUGUGUGAAAGACCUCCUUUCGAUGGUUCCAAGUCUAGGAAACCCGGACAAGACUAUAUGGGAGGACAUCAAAGAGCACGAGUUGUACACGAAGCCAAUUAACAAAGCACACACGCGUGCGAUCAGGGAAACAAAAGAUGGGUUGCGCAACGUUGACAUGCACCAUCUGAGAAUCGGCGCAAAGCUUCGCAUGGAUCUAAUCAGAUUCAUUUUGGAUGGCGAGAGGGGGUUUGACUCAAAGCGGAUUCGCGACGUUUUUGAAGAAACGUUCUUUGAGUCGGAGUUCUGGACUCUGUGGGCAACAACUUUUCUGCUUCAACCAUGGCAUAGCGCCAUUGAGUUUCACAGGUUGCUCCUGAAAUACCUCCCAGAAAUGAACACCCACAACGAUGUGCGAGAGUUGGACAGGACGCCGUUCAGUCUUUACGAAUCGGUAAUCCAUCCCAUAACGACAUUUUUGAAGGACCAAGGAGUUGAUUUUCGGUUCCAUACGAUGGUUACGGAUCUGAAAAUGUACCCUUCCAGUGACCCAACCACGAUUUCGGAGAUUGUGAUGCUGGAAAAUGGAAAGGAAAUGCUUAUCACAGUGGACCCUAUUGACAUAGUAAUCGUGACGUUGGGAUCGUUGUCUACCGGUAUGCAGACCGGAUCUAACACAAAAGCCCCUCCGCCAUGGUCAGGAUCUCCAGAUAUCAUGAAACAUGGAGAUUUGGCAAUCCUUCAAACUUUUUUUUCUACGCGCUCGGAUGAGUCGAAGAUCGAGACAUUCACUGUCACCUUGCGUGAUUCGGGCUUUAUGAAGUGUUAUGCCGAUCUCACUCGGGACAAACCGGGCGUUGGUGCUCUACUCACCGUGGUAGAAAGUCCCUGGGGUUUGAACAUCAGCGUUCCUCACCAGCCUGUAUUCGCAACUCAGCCCAAGAUUGUACAUGUGAUUUGGGGUUACGGCUUACAUCCGGAAAGAAACGGGAAAUACGUCAAAAAGCCGAUGGAAAACUGUUCUGGUGAAGAAAUUCUCUUCGAGCUUCUUUCCCAUUUAGGGUUCCCCGCCGACGAAAUUCUUCCAUCGGCGAUCACAAUUCCUUGUCUUAUGCCGCUUGGGACUUCUAUGCUUCUAUCCCGCUCUUACCAUGAUCGUCCGCGUGUGGUUCCUCAUGAGACCACUAACCUCGCGCUAAUCGGCCAGUUUGCAGAAAUCCCUGAUGACACCACCUACGGUGUUGAGUACAGUGUCCGAGGAGCGCAAAUGGCAGUGUGCAAUCUAAUGAAUCUGGGACACGCCCCGUCGAAAAUUAGGAGAAACAAACUCUUGGAGGUUUUUGAAUUGUUAGUAUGA